AAUCCAGAAGAUCCAAAUGAGCUCAGUUUUGCCAAAGACGAAGUACUAGAAAUCAUCAACAAGAGUGGUAAUUGGUGGCAAGCCAAGAAAUCGGAUGGUACAAUUGGUAUUGUGCCUAGUAAUUAUGUGAGUCUGUCUAAAUCGUAUUCUGUGUAA
Messenger RNA from Gilbertella persicaria, 156 nucleotides. RefSeq names its product SH3 domain-containing protein. Gene Ontology annotation, molecular function: protein binding. The annotation marks the transcript as partial. The transcript has a single exon. Lineage: Eukaryota; Fungi; Mucoromycota; Mucoromycetes; Mucorales; Choanephoraceae. The record is from RefSeq and is a predicted model, not a curated record.